Teleopsis dalmanni is the source of this 539-nucleotide messenger RNA. RefSeq names its product mitochondrial import inner membrane translocase subunit Tim13-like. The transcript has 3 exons. Bases 162 to 428 code for a protein of 88 amino acids. Lineage: Eukaryota; Metazoa; Arthropoda; Insecta; Diptera; Diopsidae. The record is from RefSeq and is a predicted model, not a curated record.
AGCUGGUUAUGAUAGCAAAACCCUAUUAAAAAACUUUUGAAAUCUAUGUUGCACGUUAUACGCACAUAUAUUAUGUAAGAAUAGACGAUUGUUUAUUAGUGUCUUCUCGUGAAUUCCGGAAUAGAGGUUCUUGUGACGCUGUAAGCGCUGAAAUAUCAUACAUGUCUUCGUUAGGUAGUCUAUCUGGUGCUGAUAAGGGUGAACUUAUUGAGCAAGUUAGGCAGCAAAUAGCUGUUGCCAAUGCUCAAGAGCUGUUAACGAAAAUGACUGAAAAGUGUUUCAAAAAGUGUGUAGGGAAACCGGGUGUAACACUUGAUUCGUCAGAACAGAAAUGUAUCUCGAUGUGCAUGGAUCGGUUUAUGGACUCCUGGAACUUAGUUUCACGUGCUUAUGGAACUCGAUUACAGCGUGAACAAAACAAAAUGUAGUACAUAAAUUUAGAACUAAUAAAUUUAAGGAAACUUUUAAAUAUUAAAAAAGUUUGUUAAACACGUUAUUGAUAUGUCGAGUUAUGUUUUAGUUGACGAUUUUUUAAAGAG